This is a messenger RNA of Ascoidea rubescens DSM 1968, 1646 nucleotides long. Its product is annotated as formate-tetrahydrofolate ligase. Lineage: Eukaryota; Fungi; Ascomycota; Saccharomycetes; Ascoideales; Ascoideaceae. The transcript has a single exon. Bases 6 to 1496 code for a protein of 496 amino acids. The record is from RefSeq and is a predicted model, not a curated record. Gene Ontology annotation, molecular function: formate-tetrahydrofolate ligase activity; ATP binding.
UUUCAAUGGCCAAUAAUUUAUUGGCUGCCGCAAUUGACACAAGAAUUUUCCAUGAAAACACUCAAAAGGAUCCUGCUUUAUAUAGAAGAUUAGUUCCUGCUAAAAAGGGUAAGAGAACUUUUACCAAAUCCAUGUUAAGAAGAUUGGGAAAAUUAGGAAUUAAUAAAACCGAACCAAACGAUUUAACUCCAGAAGAAGUCUCGAAGUUUGUUAGAUUAGACAUUGACCCUGAUUCAAUCACUUGGAGAAGAGUAGUCGAUUGCAAUGAUAGAUUUCUUAGAGGUAUCACAAUUGGUGAAGCUCCAACAGAAAGAGGUAUGACAAGAAAAACUGGAUUUGAUAUCUCUGUUGCUUCUGAGUGUAUGGCCAUUUUAGCUUUGGCUAACUCUCUUUCGGACUUGAGAGAAAGAUUAGGUAGAAUUGUGGUUGCUUCUUCAAAAGCUGGUGUUCCAAUUACUUGUGAGGAUAUUGGUGCUGCUGGUGCAUUGACUGCCUUAUUAGUUGAUGCCAUCAAACCAACCAUUAUGCAAACUUUAGAAGGUACUCCUGUUUUAAUUCACGCUGGUCCUUUUGCAAACAUCUCAAUUGGUGCCAAUUCAGUUUUAGCAGAUAAAAUUGCCUUGAAAUUAGCUGGUACUGAUCCAAAUUUAUCUGAUGAAGAAACUAAAUCAAAUCAAGGUUAUGUUAUCACCGAAGCCGGUUUCGAUUUCACAAUGGGUGGUGAGAGAUUUAUCAACAUUAAAUGUAGAUCUUCCGGUUUGGUUCCUGAUGUAGUUGUUAUUGUUGCAACUGUUAGAGCCUUAAAAGUUCAUGGCGGCGGUCCUGAAGUUAAAGCUGGCGCCCCAUUAGCUGCUGCAUACACUCAAGAAAAUAUUGAAUUAUUAGAAAAAGGUUGUGCUAAUUUAGCCAAACAUAUCUUUAAUGCAAAAGAAUAUGGUUUACCUGUUGUUGUCGCCAUUAACAAAAUGACUUCUGAUACUGACAAAGAACAUGAAGUUAUUCGUGAAGCCUCAAUCAAAGCUGGCGCCAUCGAUGCUAUUGUCUCAAACCAUUGGCAAGAAGGUGGUAAAGGUGCUGUCGACUUAGCUCGUGGUAUUAUUGAAGCUUCUAAUUUACCAAAAAAUUUCAAAUUUCUUUACCCAACUGAAUCAACUAUCGAUGAAAAAAUUUCAACUAUUGCUAAAGUUAUGUAUGGUGCCAAAGAUGUUGAAUUCUUACCAGAAGCUCAAAAGAAAAUCGAUCUUUACACUAAACAAGGUUUUGGUAAUUUACCAAUUUGUAUUGCUAAGACUCAAUAUUCUUUGUCUCAUGAUGCUGCUUUAAAAGGUGUUCCAACUGGUUUUACUUUCCCAAUUAGAGAUGUUAGAGCGAGUAUUGGUGCUGGUUACCUUUAUGCCUUGGCUGCUGAGAUUCAAACAAUUCCUGGUCUACCAACUCAUUGUGGUUUCAUGAACGUUGAAGUCAAUGACGAUGGUGAAAUUGAAGGUUUAUUUUAAAUAUUCAAUAUUUAAUAUUUUUUUUUCACAUACUUUAGAAUUGUUUAAUUUGAUUAUCUUGAAUUCAACACAACAGAUAUCAAUAUUAUAAAUUUUUUUUAACUGUCAACUUUUUUUAUAAUUUUUUUUUUCUUCUUUAAUUGUGAUGUG